Molecule: messenger RNA, 1290 nt
Organism: Oppia nitens
Lineage: Eukaryota; Metazoa; Arthropoda; Arachnida; Sarcoptiformes; Oppiidae
Product: adipocyte plasma membrane-associated protein-like
Exons: 2
Coding region: 16-1290 (424 amino acids)
Biological process (GO): biosynthetic process
Molecular function (GO): strictosidine synthase activity
Source: RefSeq, a predicted model, not a curated record
UUUGAAAAUCUAAAAAUGUCUUUUCAAAUUAAAGAUUUGUUUUCAAUAUUAUUUAAAACACUCGUUGAUAUACUAGUUUUGGCAGUAAUUUCAGCUGUAAUUUUGGCAUUACUUCCAUUUAAUAUCUUUAGCGACUUUCCAAUUGAUCCAAAGAGUCGUGACGUGAAAUUUGCCGAUAAAUUAGACAAUUGGAACAACCAUUUGGUAGAUAGGGCUCAGCACCUGUUAAAUGGUGUGAUUGUUGGCCCGGAAUCGUUGGCUGAAAAGAAUGCUUUCUUAUAUACAGGUUUGGCUGACGGAAGACUUGUUGAGAUCAAUAAAGAAACACUAAAAACAAGAGACGUCGCAAACUUUGGAUCAAUCAUUUCUAAAGACAAUAAAGGGUCAGAUUUUGGUCGAAUUCUUGGCGUUCGCUUUCAUACCGAUGGAUACCUUUAUGUGUUGGAUGUCGUUAACGGAUUAUUUCGCAUAAAUGUUACCACAGAUCAUAAAGAAAUAAUUGACUUCAAAAAUGACAAAAUCACCAAAUAUUACGAUGAUUUGGUAUUUGAUCCAAAACUGAAUGUGAUUUAUAUAUCAGUGAUUACAACAAAAUGGCCAUUGAAUCGCAUUUUAUUUGGUUUACUUGAUAGCGACUAUACUGGAUAUAUAUUUGCAUAUAAUUUUGACACCAAAUCAAGUAUUAUCUUAUAUAAAGGAUUUCAAUUUUCAAAUGGUCUUCAAAUAAGUUCUGAUAAAAAGAGUCUUCUUGUGGCUGAAUCUAAUGGUUAUCGUAUAUUAAAGAUCUCAUUACAAUCCAUACAUAAAUCUAUUAAAGAAAAUAAAUUAUUGAAAGACAAUGAUAUUCAAGUAUUUGCUGAACUUCCCGGAGAACCCGACAAUAUAAGACUUGAUCCAAAUGGUGAUGUAUUAGUUGGUAUGUAUUCGGUGCGAACUAAUGGUAAACUUUUAAGUGAUCAUCUGUCCAAUUGGCCAAUCAUUCGUCGGGCAAUCGGACGGAUAGUUUAUGCUCUAUACGUUGCCAUCGAUUUUAUUAAUAGUAAAACAAUUGCAAGUAAAGGAUUGGAAGCAAUUGCCAAUGAUUUAUAUACAGGAAAUGUAUUUAAAGAUUAUUUGCCCACAACUGGAGCUGUCAUUAAAUUGGACGCAAAAAGUGGUCAAAUUAAACAAAUUUAUGGUUCAAAUAAUUUUAAUUGUAUUACUGAAGCAAUUAUUAGCAAUGAAGGAGAUCUUUAUUUUGGAUCAGCUAUUAAUCAUUUCUUAGGGAAAAUUCUAAAGAAAGAUCUAUAA